AUGGACAUUAUUGAUAUAGUCGACAACGGUGCUGAGAACGAGGACAUCAUCUUUGACCUCACAAACCGGACAACAAACGUGGAUGUGGCUCACAUCGUAUCGGUCACUACUUGCUUGACUGGUACACACGAGGUCGGUUUCCGGGAAAGAGCGUUCAGUGUCACAUUGACAAGUAUGAGUACCCUGGCAGCUUUCACCGCGGAACUAAAGAUACUCCGCGGACUGCCUCUCGGAAGUCCUAUGAGCAUAAUCAUUCGCUACUAUCUGGACAACAAUGCCUCCUUGGACGAUGUACGGCUCGAUGCUCUCGCGCUUUUGCAUGCGACGGGGUGUCGCUACCUAUCAAAGCCUGUGUGCAUCGAGGUCUACAGCAAAUCUGGCACCGCCCCAAUAAACAGCUACACUAUAUCUCUUGAGGAUAUACGACAGAGCAUCCUUCUCUUCAUGUACCAGAUCUUCAAGAAAAGUCCAGAGCACAUGCUAGCGCAACUACCAAGGAUCUGGAUGAGUGGCAGGGGCGAAGCGCGGGAAGCCGAGUGGGACUUGAGCAAGUGUUCUAUCAAGCCGAUCGUAAAUGAGAACGUGGGCAUCAGCUCGACAAUCAUUCAAUCACGCUACGAAGAAAUUAAAGGGAGCGUGACAGCGAGCGACAUGAGUGCGACACCCGGUACCGCAGCCGGUGGCGCGACUCCCGCUACCGUCAGUGACGCAGAAUCAAGCGACAUGGCUAUCACCAAGAUCGCGAACACGCAAAAAGACACGGAAGCGGCGACUUCAACGGACAACGUUCCGCCGCCAGUAUCGCACCCAAUCGACCCGAAUGCGCCUUCAUUGUUGAAUCUGCCCGGAGAAGUUCGCAACGCCAUCUACGAGGCACUCUUCAUUCACGAAUAUCCUAUUCAGAUCCAUGCGAAGAACAUCAAUCGACUCGGCUACCACUCCGGCUACCGCUCCGACAGGAUUAUCUCCGGAACUGCGCUCCUCCAGUCAUGUUGUCAAAUCCAGUAUGAGGCCACUGGUGUCUUGUACGCACGAAACGUGUUCCGUUUAGGGCUCCCCGAAGAUGCGGACCAGCGUAGUGGCACUAUUUGGGCUAUGGACUGGCUUCGCAUAAUUGGCAAACAGUCGUCUUCUCUUCGCGUCAUCCAGCUUGAUGUCAACAACUUGCUUGACGCCGACGAAACCUUAGAAGUCCUACCAAUACUGGAGCAUACCUGGAAGCUGGAACACAAGAAAAUGAACGUCCUAUUUGUGGCACUACUCGAAGUGCACAGUAGUAAAUCAUACUUCCAAAGCAAUCGGGAAUGGUCCGCCAGCCACAUGGCUAGGAUUAACAAAAGCUUGAGUACGCUCACCGCUGAUCCCUCGAACCUUCUUAGGAAGUAUUGGAAUUCUAAAAUGCUGUUGAGGGUCGGACUCGAUACAGAUGAAUCGGAAGUAUACGUUUCAUACCGCCAUAACGACUCUGGUGGUGGUAACUGGAUGACGAAAAGCCGCAUGUCAAUCAGCGAUGAAGGCGAGCUGCGUGUGAUCCCGCCGAACAGGAACACAGAGUUUUGCGACCUCAUGAGUAUAUACUCCGUUAGGAAGAGGCUUUUCGAUUUGUUCCAGCCCCCAGGAGUUGAACUAACCUUCGACUUGGCGCACCAGACUACGAACAGCAACCUUAGAAGCCUAGCUGGGGUGAAUCGUUGGUUACGUCACGAAGCCAUCUCAGAAGUCUGCGAUGUCAAUUCAACCUUCAACUCAGCAACUUCGACGCCGAAAUACAACUUUGCGACCGAGCUGGAGAGAUUCACAGCCAUCCGACUACGGGGUCGCCCACGCUACUUUCAUCUGUAUUUCGACCUACCGAAGCACUCUACUCUUGAAGAUGUUCGGUUCGAUGCACUGCUACUUUUAUCUGCGAUGGAUUCGGUCAACCGCAAAGUCCAUUUAGAGAUCGAGACCAACUAA
Messenger RNA from Alternaria ethzedia, 1956 nucleotides. RefSeq lists its product as uncharacterized. The transcript has 4 exons. Bases 1 to 1956 code for a protein of 651 amino acids. NCBI's taxonomy places the organism in Eukaryota, Fungi, Ascomycota, Dothideomycetes, Pleosporales, Pleosporaceae. The record is from RefSeq and is a predicted model, not a curated record.